AUGAAACAGUGAGACUGGGAGCAGAACAUGGCAAAUACAUUUGUCACUGUACCAGAUGGGUAUUGUCUUGCUGAGCCCAUACAGUAUUAUGAUGUUUUACCAGAGCACAUCAAUUAUCAGCUGCAAGACACUGAUUUUCAGACUGCACCUUACUGCCAAUACUCAUCACUUCAAAUUCCUUCUCCGGUGUUACAGUCACAACCUUCACAAUCCCAAUACAGUACAUACAGCCUGGACUCUCAAUACACUGAUGGGCAACAUAUAAUCAGUAACUGUGAAUUAAGCAAACCUCCUUUCGUGGCUUCCCACCUUGAUGACAGUGGAUUUCAAGGACUAAAAAGGCCCAGAUUAAACCACUCUUCUUUGAGACUGAAGGGACAGGAAGAGCUGUGUGUUGUCUGUGGUGAUAAAGCAUCUGGCUAUCACUACAAUGCACUUACUUGUGAAGGUUGUAAAGGCUUCUUCAGACGCAGCAUAACCAAAAAUGCAGUGUAUCGCUGCAAGAACGGUGGGCACUGUGAAAUGGACAUGUACAUGCGGAGGAAGUGUCAGGAAUGCCGCCUGAAGAAGUGCAAAGCUGUGGGAAUGCUAGCAGAAUGUUUGCUGACUGAAGUACAGUGCAAGUCGAAGCGACUCAGAAAGAAUUUCAAGCAAAAGAGCAGUUUUCUUUGCAACAUAAAACUGGAAGAUGAGGGACUGAAUAGUAAGCAUGUAUCAUCUACAACAAGAUCUGGAAAAACUGUGGAGAAGGUGGAACUUACUCCAGGGGAACAUCAACUUCUUGACCACAUUGUAGCAGCACACCAAAAAUACACCAUUCCCCUUGAGGAAGCAAGGAAGUUUCUACAAGAAACCACAAGUCCUGAGGAAAGCUUUCUCCACCUCUCUGAGACAGCAGUUGUCCACGUACAAGUGUUAGUGGAUUUCACAAAAAGACUCCCAGGAUUUGAAAGUUUAGCCAGUGAAGAUCAAAUCGCACUGCUAAAAGGGUCAACGGUUGAGGCCAUGUUUUUGUGUUCUGCUCAGAUAUACAACCAAAGAAUUAGCGAAUGCCAAUCAUCAAGUGAAAGUCACAUCAGACACUCUGAUCACGCAACAUGCUGUCACGUUCAAAACCUUGAUAAGAACAUAUAUUCCAUUGAAAUGUCUCACAGCGAAGAGAGUCCGAGUUCCACUACCACCACAGGUAUAACCGAGGAGUUCAUCACCGCGCUGUUUUACUUCUACAGAAGCAUGGGGGAACUGAAAGUUACCGAGACCGAGUACGCUCUGCUCGUAGCGACAACGGUGCUGUUCUCAGACCGCCCGCUGCUGAGGAACAAGCGGCACGUGGAAGAGCUGCAGGAGCCGUUCCUGGGCAUCCUCUACAAGUACUCGAAGAUCCAUCACCCCGAGGACCCGCAGCAUUUCGCCCGUCUCAUCGGGCGGCUGACGCAGCUGCGCACCCUGAACCAUACGCACGCCGAGGUGCUGGUGACGUGGCGGACGAAGGACCCCAGGCUGACCGCGCUGCUCUGCGAGGUCUGGGAGCUGCACUAGGCGGCGCCCACCGCCGCAGCGCAGCGCUCCCCUCAGCGGUGCUACCCGCCCCCCGUCCCGCCCUCAGCGCGCGCCGCCGCUUCCCGCCCUUUUUGCUCUCCUCAGCGGCCGGACGAGAGGGGACGGCGGAGCGGAUGGUGCGCUCGCGGUGGGGCGCCGGAUCUGAGAGCUACCCGUUCCUCCGAAGCUAUGGAAAAAGGAAAACCGUUUAAAUUGUUCGUGCCGCCGCGCCUGAGCGGUGGUCAGGUGUCUGCGGUCAAACCCCAGACCAGCGCUCGGGCCGCAGAGCCGUGCCAGGUAAUCGAGGCGCGGCCUCAGAGCUGUCCCGUGAGGAGCCGUGCCCACGCGAACCGCUGUACCUCCGCCCAGGAGAACACAAGCAUGCAUACGCUACAUGCGCUGAAAUUAAUGAAAGCUAGAGGGAUGCGUGUGAACAUUUCCGAAUCUAAUGCCCAAGGCUUUUACUUUUUUUUAUACUCUAUUUUCCCCCCAACAAAACCAGAAGGAAACAUCUCGCCCAUCAGCCAUGUAUUUUAACUGUACAACACGGAUGACAAAUAAAUGUACAUGUUUGGUGCAGCUAAUUCAGUGGGAAGUACACACAGCCAGAUAGCGUUACCCUCUGACUUAUCAGUCCCACCAGGUCAGGUGUGCAGUGAAAAUGAUCCACUGCAAUGCACGGAGUUAUGUGAAUACAACAAGUAUUGACACUUCCUAUUAAAUGUAUUUAGAUUCAGAUACGGUGUUCUGACAGGAGACGAGUUACACUGUUUAAAAGAUGAAUUAAUGCGACUUUCAAACCACCUCGUAAAGUCAAAUUUUCGUGCUUCAACCUAAUCUGAUGUGUUUCAGAAGUCCUGCUGGGAAUAAAGCAAAAAUAUAUGUGAUAAAAAUAA
Messenger RNA from Numida meleagris (helmeted guineafowl), 2435 nucleotides. Its product is annotated as bile acid receptor-like. Gene Ontology annotation, molecular function: nuclear receptor activity; RNA polymerase II cis-regulatory region sequence-specific DNA binding; zinc ion binding. Lineage: Eukaryota; Metazoa; Chordata; Aves; Galliformes; Numididae. The record is from RefSeq and is a predicted model, not a curated record. The transcript is spliced from 10 exons. Gene Ontology annotation, biological process: positive regulation of transcription by RNA polymerase II; cell differentiation; bile acid signaling pathway.